GUGGCACAACAUUGUGGGCUUUAUCUUAUUGUGGAGAUAAAGAUGGGCUUUAAAAAGAAAGGGCACACGGAGUUUUUAAAAGCAGGGCAUAUUGUUGGAUAUAAAAAGGGGCAGCUACUGAGGACUUCGGGGAGAAGGGUGACUACAGAAAUCAGGGAAGCAGCCGGCAGAAAGCUUGGAGGUGCGUUUGAAGCGGAGCUUGCGCAGAUUUUGUGUGAGUGAUGGCAGAGGCGAAGGCAGCCACUGGGACACCUCAAUCGAAAACAAAGGGGACAAGCGCAACAGUAAAUGGCUACAGAUUUGAGUUUCACAAAUUGGGUUUUUACUCUUCUAAACUUAUUUUUUGCUUUUUUUGGAUAUGGAAUUGUGGUUCAUCAAUUUAAUCUCAGAUUUUAUCAUGUUUAGUAUGAACUAAUUUUGCCAUCUAAGGCUACGAUGUAGCCUGAUCAAUUUAAUAUAGAAUUUCAUGAUUUUUAUAUUUUCAAGGGUUAUUAUUUCAUGUAGAGUAUAUAUUAUUAUUCUUAAUGCUUUUUGAUGAUUGGCCACCAUUAAAACUGAUUUGAAGAGCAUAAUUGAGACCGAGAGGAGAUUUUAUGCAAUAGCUUUUAGUAAUAUAUACCAUGAAUUGAACGAAAGCCAGAGAUGGACCAACGUGAUUUGUGCAGCAUUAGUGAUAAGUGGACUUAAUUUUCUAUGUAAACUAUGGAAUUUCAUAGAAUAGAAUGCAUCUUUAUCU
This is a messenger RNA of Rubroshorea leprosula, 736 nucleotides long. The record is from the annotation of a GenBank genome assembly. NCBI's taxonomy places the organism in Eukaryota, Viridiplantae, Streptophyta, Magnoliopsida, Malvales, Dipterocarpaceae.